AUGGUGCUUACACAAUCAACCGGUGGGGCUGGAUUGAGUAUCACCGAGUGUGAACCGAACCCAUGUUGGAAUGGUGCCACGUGUUUUUCUGGAACAGAUGGUGUUUUGUGUAAAUGCAUUCCUGGGUACACCGGGCCUUUUUGCACGAUAGAUAUCAACGAAUGUGAAACAAAUCAGUGCCUGAAUGGAGGAACGUGUAGAGACGAAAUAAACACGUUCACCUGUGAAUGUGUACCCGGCUAUACUGGAAGUGUCUGCUCAAUAAAUAUCAACGACUGCCAUCCAUCACCUUGCAAGAAUAAAGGAACGUGUGUAGAUGGUAUCAACUCUUUCUCUUGUAUCUGCGUUACGGGUUAUACUGACAACACUUGCUCUACAGCAAUCGAUCGUUGUUUCCACGAUGAUCCAUGUGGAGUGAAUGAAGUCUGCACUGACACGAAUUUGGUAGAAGCUGGCUAUUAUUGUAAUUGUUCUGAAGGCUUCUCCCGAAGAAACGACAUCUGCAUGGUUUCUAUGGCUAUCGGUGGCUUCAUCAAAAUAACCCGUCUGAACGGUCUAGUAAUUACUUUCACUGAAUCGCUGAAUGAUCCACAAUCAGAAGAUUACCGAAAUCUUGAAAGAAAUAUUUUCAAAACCCUCUAUGAUGCUUUGAUAAACAUCAUUAACGACAACGAGUGGGACCUCUUCAUCACCGGAUUAUCGGCAGGAAGCAUCGUUGUCGAUUUUAAAGUAAUAAUCUUCAACCCGAACAGGGAUAACUUGAAGGAAAAAUCAAAAGCAGUCGAAACUUUACUUGGACUUCAACAACCAGGGGUUUGGGAAAGUGCAGAUGGUGCUGUCAAUCUAAACGUGGAGUCUAUAACUGUCUUUGGUGACAUUUGUUUUGCUACUCCGUGUUUGAAUGGAUUGUGCGUUACCUCACCUGGGGAUAUCAACUACAUAUGUUAUUGCCACUAUGGGUAUACAGGGCUGCAUUGUGAAACAGGUAGGAGGUAG
This is a messenger RNA of Lytechinus pictus (painted urchin), 996 nucleotides long. RefSeq names its product fibropellin-1-like. Gene Ontology annotation, molecular function: calcium ion binding. Gene Ontology annotation, biological process: heterophilic cell-cell adhesion; establishment or maintenance of epithelial cell apical/basal polarity. The transcript has 8 exons. Bases 1 to 996 code for a protein of 331 amino acids. Gene Ontology annotation, cellular component: plasma membrane; protein-containing complex. The record is from RefSeq and is a predicted model, not a curated record. Lineage: Eukaryota; Metazoa; Echinodermata; Echinoidea; Temnopleuroida; Toxopneustidae.